UCUGCAUUCCCCUCCCACCCAGCCCUUUGUCUGCAUUCCCGGUUUGGUAAGUGCCACGUCAGCAGUGCCAUGUCAGCAGUGCCAUGUCAGCAGUGCCAUGUCAGCAGUGCCAUGACAGCAGCAGUGCCACAUCAGCAACACUGCCACAUCAGCAGUGCCACAUCAGUAGCAGUGCCACGCCAGCAACAGUUCCCAGACAGCAGCAGUACCAACAUCAGCAGUGCCCCGCCACCAUGACGGUUUCAGCUUUGGGCAUGCCAGGACAACUGGCCAACGAUUCCAUUGCCGCGUACCGACAGAGGUUCCAAGCUCAGCUCGCACUGAUCGAGGCUGAGGAACAGCACCAGGCGGCAGCCUGCCCGCCUACAGCUGAAGCGGAAGCAGCAGCUGAAAAGCAGCGGCCUCAGGCCGAAGCUGACGCAGAUGCCCAGGCCCGCUGCAAGGAAGCCCAGGAUCUGCUGCAGCGGCACGAAGCCGCCAGCGUCGACAACCUCAAGUUCUGGCAUUUUAAACCAUCCAAGAGCCACGAAGACGCGACACCGGAAGAGCAGCACAAUGAGUUUCUAGCCAAACUCGUGACCCGGUUGGUUUACACUUGUAACCACCUGCAGUCCGAGCUGGCGAAUCUCCGACGGACAGUGCGGAACCACAAGGAUCUGCACGAGGAUGCUACACGGGCACUCAAUUCCCGUGUACAGGAUUUGGAGCAAGCAGCACCAGGACCGGAUGUUGGCGAACCCAGCAGUGCAACCUCAACCCGACAAUUGGAGGAACGAGUUGACCAUGUCGUCGCAAUGCUCGGCGACAUCAGCACCUUCACUGCACCAGCCACCAUCAGCGAGCAGCUGGACACCUUGAAGACCGAGGUUCGGCAACUGCACCAGCUGCCCGACAAGGAUGGCAGCACCAGUGCGCAGCAGCACAAGAUGCCGACAUUCCGGAUAAAAAAGGUUGAUCAUUAUACGUAUCAAGACCCGGUCCCCUGGUGGCGGGGCUUCAUGAUGGAACUGCGGAUUCAUUACGUCCUCGAGCACUCGUACAUCGGGGCGUUGUUCCUUAACUCGAAGGGCGGAUGCCAGAUUUGGCUCAGCCACCUAGCAACCAUCCGCGGCGUCCAGGUCGCCGAUCUACAAGAGAAGAUCUCUUGGGAAGAUCUGACGAGACAAUGGAAGAAUCGGUUCAUUGUUGACGACGCCCCGACACUCGCCAUCAACCGCCUCUUUAGCAUGACUCAAGGUAACACACCAACACGUGACUAGCUCACGGAGUGGAAAAAGAUCGUGGCAACACCCGAUCUGGACUUACCAUUUCCGCA
This is a messenger RNA of Chara braunii, 1315 nucleotides long. The record is from the annotation of a GenBank genome assembly. NCBI's taxonomy places the organism in Eukaryota, Viridiplantae, Streptophyta, Charophyceae, Charales, Characeae.